Messenger RNA from Cokeromyces recurvatus, 408 nucleotides. RefSeq lists its product as uncharacterized. The transcript has 2 exons. Lineage: Eukaryota; Fungi; Mucoromycota; Mucoromycetes; Mucorales; Mucoraceae. The record is from RefSeq and is a predicted model, not a curated record. The coding region runs from base 73 to 354 and encodes 93 amino acids.
CCUUCUUUUUCCCAUCAUUUGUAAUAAAUACAAAAGACUUUUAUUCCUUCUUCUUUUUCUCUAUUAUAUAUUAUGACACGUAGUAAAGAUUCUCUUUUUUCUUAUCGACAUGAUAAACACGUCGCCAGAAAUAGUCAACAUGGAAUGAAAAAGAUGGGUGCAGGUGCUGCAAAUUGGGGUAUUUUAGGUGAUGAAUUACCAGACGUUCAAGAAAUUGUUCGUGCUGAAAUCGAUUCCUCUUCUUCUUUUCUUCCUAAUCAUACAAGUACUAAGUUGAAUCUUGUUGAUUUCGAAACGUUUGAACAUAUGCGUUCUUCUUCUACAGUUACAGACACUGAACAAACUUCAACAUAAGAUUUAUAGCUAUGAACUUUAUUUAUGAAUAAAACAAACUAUGAUUUUUUUUUA